CUUCCAUUCCCCCUAUAAAAAAAGGGAAGCAUGCAUACUCUCCUCCUACCAACUCCAAGGAAAAGAAAACUUGCUUUGUUCACCAACUCGAAGCUUACUAUUGAUAGCUCUCGGGCGCAGCAUUCCCAUCGGCCUUCACCCCAGCUUUCCGACUCUCCCUCGGCUACUGCUCACCGGCUCCGCCAUAUAUGGCAACGAGCUCGCUCUCGCUCUUGCUCAUCUCCGCCGGCAUCAUCUCGGUCCUGCUGCAGGCUGCCUCGGCUUCCAAGACCAGGCAUUUCAAAUGGGAGGUGGGGUAUAUCUACGCAUCGCCGGACUGCAACGAGAAAAUUCUGAUAGGGAUCAACGGCCAGUUCCCCGGCCCCACCAUCCGCGCCAAGGCCGGCGAUACGAUCCAUGUGGAGCUCAAGAACACGCUUCACACCGAGGGAGUCGUCAUCCACUGGCACGGCAUCAGACAGUUCGGAACGCCGUGGGCCGAUGGAACCGCUUCCAUCUCACAGUGCGCCAUCGAUCCCGAAGAAACUUUCGUUUACCGAUUUAGAGUUGAAAAGGCCGGGACGUACUUCUAUCACGGGCACUAUGGGAUGCAGAGGGCGGCGGGGCUGUAUGGGUCUCUGAUAGUGGAUGCGGCCGAUGGGGAAGCGGAGCCGUUCCGCUAUGACGGCGAGUUCAAUCUGCUGCUGAGCGAUUGGUACCACCAGAGCAUAUAUGAUCAGACGGUGGGACUCUCUUCCAAACCCUUCCGAUGGAUCGGCGAACCGCAGACUCUGCUGAUCAAUGGGAGGGGGCAAUACAACUGUUCUUUGGCCGCACAUCUGAUCGAGGGAUCCAACACAUGCGAGACGACAAGCAAAGAUUGUGCGCCGGUCGUGCUCCGAGUGCUUCCAAACAAGACAUACAGAUUGAGGAUCGCAAGCACCACCUCGCUGUCUUCUCUCAACCUGGCCAUCGGAAAUCACAAGAUGGUGGUGGUGGAGGCAGAUGGGAACCAUGUGGAACCGUUCAUGGUGGAUGACAUAGACAUAUACUCAGGCGAAAGCUAUUCGGUGCUCCUCACCACCGACCAGAAUCCAUCAUCGAACUACUGGCUUUCGAUCGGCGUCAGGGGAAGGAAACCCAAAACCAGCCCUGCAUUAGCCAUCGUGAACUACAGCCCAAAUUCCCCAUCAAAGUUACCGGAAUCCAGUCCUCCGAUCGCUCCUGAAUGGAACGACUAUAACCACAGCAAAUCGUUCUCCUACAGAAUCCUGGCCCGCCGAGGCGCACCGAAGCCCCCACAGAGCGCCGACAGGCGGAUCGUCCUGCUCAACACGCAAAACAAAAUCGACGGGUACACAAAGUGGUCGAUCAACAACAUCUCUUUGGCUCUCCCUCCCACCCCUUAUUUGGGGUCCAUGAGAUACCGUCUGAAGAAUGCAUUUGAUGCUGGGACGCCACCCGAGAAUUUUCCCUCGAGUUACGAUGUGAUGAAGCCUCCUACAAAUCCAAACUCCACGCAAAGUAGCAAUGCGUACGUGAUCCGGUUUAACAGCACGGUGGAUGUGAUCCUCCAGAAUGCAAAUGCCCUCGCGGUUAACGUCAGCGAAAUACAUCCGUGGCAUCUGCACGGGCAUGACUUCUGGGUGGUAGGAUAUGGGGAUGGAAGGUUCGAUGAGAAGGACGUUGCCAGGUUCAACCUGAAGAAUCCGCCGCUCAGGAACACGGUGGUGAUCUUUCCUUAUGGUUGGACGGCGAUAAGGUUCGUGGCAGACAAUCCUGGAGUCUGGGCAUUUCAUUGCCACAUAGAACCGCACUUGCAUAUGGGCAUGGGUGUGAUCUUUGCCGAAGGCGUUGAGCAUGUAGGAAAGAUACCAAAGGAAGCUCUGGUUUGUGGGAUGACUGGGAAGAUGCUGAUGCACAACCACCUCCCGUGAUGGAUCUCCCCUUGACGAUCAUAUGUUUUCCGUCGAUCAUUUGACUCGUGUUAUGUAUUCUAAGAAUGAGAAUUUUGAGGAGCGAUCGAACCAAGUGCCUUAUUU
Musa acuminata subsp. malaccensis (wild Malaysian banana) is the source of this 2021-nucleotide messenger RNA. Its product is annotated as L-ascorbate oxidase. The record is from RefSeq and is a predicted model, not a curated record. Gene Ontology annotation, cellular component: extracellular region; plasmodesma. Lineage: Eukaryota; Viridiplantae; Streptophyta; Magnoliopsida; Zingiberales; Musaceae. Gene Ontology annotation, molecular function: copper ion binding; oxidoreductase activity.